Molecule: messenger RNA, 540 nt
Organism: Fraxinus pennsylvanica
Lineage: Eukaryota; Viridiplantae; Streptophyta; Magnoliopsida; Lamiales; Oleaceae
Source: the annotation of a GenBank genome assembly
AUGGUCACAAAUCCUCUUGAUUACGUUGAACCAUUAGGGAAAGCAGGUGCUUCAGGUUUUACUUUUCACAUUGAAGCUGCAAAAGAUAAUUGGAAAGAACUCGUGCAACUGAUCAAGUCAAAGGGCAUGACACCUGGUGUUUCUCUGAAACCUAGAACGCCAAUUGAAGACGUGUAUCCACUUCUUGAAGAUGAAAAUCCUGUGGAAUUGGUUCUUGUCAUGACUGUUGAACCUGGAUUUGGUGGGCAGAAGUUCAUGCCAGAAAUGAUGGAUAAGGUGCGUACACUGAGGAAGAGUUAUCCAUCACUAGACAUAGAGGUGAGUUCAGGUGCCUUAUCGUGGUUAGAUUUCGUUAGCUUUCUCAUAUCUGUUCUCGAUAUUGAGGUGGAUGGUGGUUUAGGAGCUUCAACUAUUGAUAUGGCAGCUUCUGCCGGAGCAAACUGCAUUGUUGCGGGAAGUUCGGUUUUUGGCGCUUCUGAUCCAGCUCAAGUUAUAGCCCUACUGCGUAAGAGCGUAGAGGAUUCCCAGAAAACUAAAUAA